AUGGACUACCGACGACUACAACAGUCAUACCCGCCACGGCCCUCGCCUUUGGGAGCCUCGCAAGGACCUCGCGAUCCACGACAGUUCGCUGGGCCUUUUACCGAGUCUCUUCAACCAGAGAACGAUAAGCCUCGCCCGUACCCUUCUCCCUCUUCGACCACCACGCCCUCUCCGUCACAGCUCUAUCAGUCAACCGCUUCACGGAAUACUUCUCGUGGGGAUACUUCCAGCGCAUACUUCCCGAGAAAUGGCCCAACACAAGCACACCGUCGGCAUGGGAGUCUUGAGACGAGGAAUCAUGAACAAACACAAGCACACCGUCGGCAUGGGAGUCUUGAGACGAGGAAUCAUGAACAAACACAUCGCAGGAAUAAUUCACAACCUCAGGCUGUUCGAUAUCGUGAAGGGCUCUUAGGUGCUUCCGUUAUGACUACGCCAUCACAACACGAAACAACGCGUCGUACUUCCCAGGGCAGUAGUGGGAGUCCUGGAUUUCCUGGUCCAAACGAACAGUCCGCACCGCCGGUAUUUGGAAAUCGCCAGAUGCCGCCCCCGUCUCCUCCACACUCAUAUUCCUCGCGAGCACAACCAACCCACGCGCCUGGGGGAUCUUUGAUGUCGCGCGAUGUACCAAACGGUCAGGCGUACCGACCGGGCAGCAGCAUGUCGAUUUCCGCGAUGUUAGGCUCGGACCCGGAUCGACCUGCGCGAGAACCUGCACGGGAAUCUGCGCCGUUCUUUUCGCGACCACCUGCAUCGUCAAUAUUUGCUAACGCACCCCCAUCAUCGUCUUCCGCCGCUAUGUCCCCACCCACUGCCCCGGCAAGACCUUCCCCACUCGAUAACUCUUUCUUCCGUCGUUCACACACACCGGAGAAGUCAUUCUCCAAGCCUCAAGGCGCCCGUACGUACCGGUCUGGGUCCGGUGGAGGUUCCAGUCUGGGUGGAGAGCAGUCGGUAUUCGGAGGUUUGACGCGCUCGUCGCUCUCACAGUAUCCUGAGAAGCCACACUCUACGCAUCCUUCGCCUCGAAUGUCCACGGCAGAGCCAUCGUACAACGAACCUCGUCGCAUGAGUCUUAGCGGUCCGAUCGCGCGGCCCAGUAGUCAGCCACCCCAUGCAGACGCGCCUACACGACCCCCCGGCUACAGUCCGAUCUCCCAGCCCGGAGGGGUUGCGGAUCGCCCCUUGGAGUCCGGCCCUCGGCCUGCAUCUGGGUCGUACGGAAACCAUGAUCCACAACAUGGUCGGUUUGCAAACAUGUUUGGUGAGCGGCGCUCUGAGGAUACUGCACAACGGGAGCGAGAACGAGCCACAGCCCAUGGAUCCGAUGCCAAGUUGACCCAGCCUGGAUCAUAUCGGUAUGGCUCCCACUACAGUGAACGUGACCCGCUCGAUCGUCACCAGAGCGGCUCUACAUGGGACCACGGUCGCUCCCACCCUCCAUCGCCGGAAAGUAAGCGCUUCCCUGCACCUGAGCAUGGGUCGAGUUUCGGGUUUGGGGCCAUUCAAAGCUACACUAAAUCACUGGGGUCGCAACCGGGUGGGAAUAGACAAUCUCAGUCAACCAACCCCCCGCCGUCCAAUGAUCCAUAUCUCAGACACCAAGGGCAGCCUCCGCGGGUAGGCUCAACACCUGCUAUCUCCGCAUCGACAGCUGCCGCAUCAUCGGGUUUAGCAGCCCUGGCCGAUGAGGGCCGACGCAAAGGAAGCGAGGAGCUGCUCCAUCAUCGCAGCCUGCUGGCCGUCGGUGCUGAUGGGAAACGUGGUGGUCGUGCGUCACCCCUUCCCCAGGCUGUACAAGGCGCUCAAGCUCCAUACAUCGGCCCCGCUGGAGAACCAGCGAUCAAGAAUGAACUGGGGCGAGUGUUCUCCGGUAUUGGCAGCGGUGUUGGUGGUGUCACCGCGGCUACUGGUGGCAGCGGACCAUCGACACCAUUGGGCUCUAGUCCUUUCAAGCGCGAUAGCCUCACAGGUCGCUCGAAUGGAGAGGGGGUGGAUGAGGCGUCUAAGCUAGCUCGACCAUCCUCUGCAGCCGGCAGACGGUCGAGAAAGUCCCGCGAUGAGGAACAGAUGGAACUUGAGGCCAAUGAUGCCCGAGGGAUACUAUCAGCACGUAACGCCCGUCGCUCUCGGCAUUCCCACCACCAUCACCAUCACCACCACCAUCAUCGCCACAAGGCAGACGAAGAGGCGGCUACCCUGAGCUCCCUUCAACGUCCUACCUUCUUCCAUCGAACAUCUCCAGCGGAUCCUUCCGCCCACCAUCACCACCCACAUCACCAUCACCAUCAUCACCAUGUUCCUCGACCAGCCGCCAUUCCGGCUGCAUCGCCUAUCCGCGAGCCCCGUACUACGGUGAACCUGGAGCCGUUGCUUUCUAGCGUGGCCCAUCUUCCUCGGCACCACCUUGGCUCAACGCUCUACACGCCUCGCAUCGGUACCCCUACUGCCAAGUCCUCUUUGGAUAGCUCCAAGUUUGGAUAUACAACAACCCCCCAGCCCCUUCCCCGCUUCGAACAGCGAGAGAAUUGCACAUUUACCGUCCGAGUUCCCCGCUUUCGAAUCAAUCAAUCUCACCGAGAGGAAAUUUGCGCCCGGCGCGCCCUCUGGGGCACCGGUGUUUACACAGACGACUCGGACCCUGUCGCCGCUGCCAUCCACUCUGGCUUCAUUCGCGGUGCGUGGGGUGACGACGUGGAUGAGUCAAUGCUCGAUCUGGAGAUUAAAGAUACCUACCAUCACGCACCGCCACCCGAAGCCACUCCCGACGGUACCUCCCCCACGAAGGGCCCACGCCUACCCCCGAUACCCCCGACCGACAAGGAUUUGCACAUCACUCUGCUAGUUCUUCCCCGCGUGGCGCAGUAUGACAGCACUCUCCUGUUCGGGCUGAAGUCCCGCAAAUGGGACGGUCGUCACGAUGGCAUGAGCUUCAAGGUCCAUGCGGUGGACUGGGUGGACGAGGGCGUUGCGCGUGGCGAAGAGCGCAGUGGCGAGGCCCGUCGCAAACGUCUCCGCACGCUUAUGCAGACCGGUCGCAUCUGUACCGGGCCUGCCAUGGCUAAAAUGGAUGAACUACGUCGCAGUAGGGUGCAGGUACCUCGAGCGAUUGAUGGGCAGGAUCAACCGGCAGCCGUUGAGCCAGUCUCGUAA
Messenger RNA from Penicillium robsamsonii, 3156 nucleotides. RefSeq lists its product as uncharacterized. The record is from RefSeq and is a predicted model, not a curated record. The transcript is spliced from 5 exons. NCBI's taxonomy places the organism in Eukaryota, Fungi, Ascomycota, Eurotiomycetes, Eurotiales, Aspergillaceae. Bases 1 to 3156 code for a protein of 1051 amino acids.